CGUCGCUUCAUCUUCCAGGCUUCACCGUGUGAGCAGGGACAGAACUGCAGCUAUGCCCCAUCCCGCUUUCCCCAUCUAUCCGUCUUUGGUUUGCACAGGAGCAGGAGUCUCAGCAAGAUUAUCCAGUUGGCCUCAGCAUGCACACUUUACUGAUUACCUCAUGCAGAAACAAAGCUAACAAAUCAUACUGUUUGCCGCACUGAAGCCUCCUAAAUUCCGUUUUAUUUUUUUGUUGAUAUUGGUGGUACUGUGAGGACAGUUGGCAAGAUGAAUUUUUCAACAGAUUACAAUAAUCAGUCAACUAAUGGAUCCUACUUCCAAAAUAUGAUGCCACCUGAAGACUGUAGUUUGCCAUUGGCAAUAACUUUUACAUUAUGUCUGGCCUAUGGACUUGUUAUCAUUCUUGGACUCUCUGGGAAUUUGGCUCUUAUAAUCAUUAUAUUGAAGCAAAAAGAGAUGCGCAACGUCACCAAUAUUCUAAUUGUAAAUCUCUCAUUUUCUGAUCUUUUGGCAACAAUAAUGUGUCUCCCGUUUACUCUGGUUUACACCCUGAUGGAUCACUGGAUUUUUGGAGAAGUAAUGUGUAAGCUGAAUGAAUAUACUCAGUGUGUUUCAGUCACAGUUUCUAUAUUCUCCUUGGUUCUCAUUGCUAUUGAACGUCAUCAACUCAUCAUUAAUCCUCGUGGAUGGAGACCAAAUAACAGACAUGCAUGUAUUGGAAUCACAGCAAUAUGGAUUGUAGCCAUGGCUGGCUCUUUGCCUUUUAUGAUAUACAAUACUCUAACAGAUGAACCAUUUCGGAAUAUAAGCAUUGAUUCAUACAUUGGAAAAUAUGUGUGCAUGCAAGAGUUCCCAAAGGAGAAAUUCAGACUUUCAUAUACAACUUUGCUAUUUGUUGUGCAAUACCUUGGACCACUCUUCUUUAUAUUUAUCUGCUAUACAAAGAUAUUUCUCAGACUAAAAAGACGGAAUAACAUGAUGGAUAAGAUGAGAGACAAUAAGUAUAGAUCCAGUGAAACAAAGAGAAUCAACAUCAUGCUCUUUUCCAUUGUGGUUGGAUUUGCUCUAUGUUGGCUGCCAUUUUUUAUCUUCAACUUGGUGUUUGAUUGGAACCAUGAAGCAAUUGCAACCUGCAGCCAUAACUUGUUAUUUUUGAUUUGCCAUCUAACAGCAAUGAUCUCUACUUGUGUUAAUCCCAUCUUCUAUGGUUUUCUCAACAAAAACUUUCAGAGGGACCUACAGUUCUUCUUUAAUUUCUGUGAUUUUAGAUCUCGAGAAGAUGAUUAUGAGACUAUAGCUAUGUCUACCAUGCAAACUGAUAUUUCUAAAACAUCUCUUAAACAAGCAAGCCCAAUAGCAUAAAAUGGAUGAUGAAAUGCCAGCAUUCUGGCAGUGUGUUGAAAAUAUGUUCCCUUUGUUCCUCUAAUAAGCACAAAUCCAUUACAUAAGUCACUUCACAAACAUUUGUGUUUUUGGUACUUGUUAACAGUAGCUUUGUAUUUGGACUUUGGGAGUUUUUUUUUUUUUUUUUCAUUGUUAUGUCUGUAUCUCCCACACAAUUAUGUGAUUUUGUAUAAAGACACAAUGCCAUAUAUUUAUAUAAUAGCAUUCUGCAGCUAUGUGCUUUUACUUUGUUCUUGUGGGUUAGAGCGGUUUUUGGCACUAAGAACAACAAAAAUAACACUGAUCACCCAAAACUGUGAAUGUUACAAUAUUUUAUACUUUACACUUAAGAUUGUACUAAUAAUUAUAGUCAGUUGAUAUCAGAUGUGAUAUUUAUUAUAAUUGUUACUUUUUCAUAGAAUUGUACAGAAAACACACAUGUAUAUUUUACAAUGUGUGUGAAGGCACUGCUUUAUAAGUAUAUGCUUAUUUUUUUCUUUUCAUAUACACUGUAUCUGUAGUUGUACCAGGGAAGACAAUAUUUUAAGGAAGUGUGCCUUAAAGUUUAUACAGUGAGAAAAAUAUUACUGUAGAUGUGCUUUUCUUCUAUAAAGAAUAUAUUGUAUUUCUUGUUUAUUUCCCAUUAUUGUUGUUGGUAAUAGUUUUCAUGGCUGUUAAAUGUAGAUAAU
Bufo bufo (common toad) is the source of this 2072-nucleotide messenger RNA. It is a transcript of the gene NPY1R, whose product is annotated as neuropeptide Y receptor Y1. Bases 268 to 1362 code for a protein of 364 amino acids. Lineage: Eukaryota; Metazoa; Chordata; Amphibia; Anura; Bufonidae. Gene Ontology annotation, molecular function: neuropeptide Y receptor activity; neuropeptide binding. Gene Ontology annotation, biological process: G protein-coupled receptor signaling pathway. The transcript has 3 exons. The record is from RefSeq and is a predicted model, not a curated record. Gene Ontology annotation, cellular component: neuron projection; plasma membrane.